GGGUCGGAAAGCGUGAUACUUGUCACAAUAUCCCACCCUACAAAACAAGUUUGUCUGAUUUUGCAUCGUCUCUCUCUCACCUCAACUCUUUCCACCCUGCAAAUCCUCCCAGAAAGAAACAAGCGAAAAAAAAGGAAGAAGAAUUUUGCAUGAAUUCUUCCGCAAAGCACAACCCACUUUUUGGAUUGAAUUAGUUAUUGAUAUUUUGCUACCCAAAAUGGCUACUGCUUUGUUAGUCCCUCCCCACCUCUGCUUCAAUUCUAGAGCUGUUCAAUCCUUCCCAGCCUCAAAUUCCACCUCCUCCGGUCACCGUUUUGGGUUGAAAAUCAGAGCCGUAAAGGAGAAGACGGAAGAGAUUAAGCCUUCUGCUUCCGCGGAAGAAAUUACAAAGAAGUAUGGGCUGGAAGUCGGUCUUUGGAAGAUAUUCAGCUCAAAGGAAGAACCAGAUGGAGAAAACAAAGGAAGCAAAUCCAAAGGGGAACAAGCCAAAGAACUGUUAGCAAAAUAUGGAGGAGCAUAUUUGGCCACUUCGAUUACUCUGUCUUUGAUCUCCUUCGGCCUUUGUUAUGCACUGAUUAAUGCUGGAGUUGAUGUUCCAGCUCUGUUGCAGAAGAUCGGAAUAUCUACAAAUGAGGCUGGAGAAAAAGUGGGUACUUUUGCUUUGGCUUAUGCUGCUCACAAAGCUGCAUCUCCUAUAAGAUUUCCUCCCACUGUUGCUCUUACACCCAUUGUAGCUAGCUGGAUUGGGAAGAAAGUUGAUAAAGAGAACUGACUCGCAAUUGGCUCGAGGAUUGCGCUAGGCAUUUUGCAGGGAAUAUGUAUGUAGAAUUUGUACUGCUCUAAUACAAGUACAUGGAACAAAUUCGUAAUUUAUGGUAUUGGUAUCUAUCUAUCUAUAUAUUAUACUAAGGCAAAAACCAGAUAGAGAAAACUAAAGGCAUGGAACACAUGUCACAUAUAAUUAAAUCUUAUGUGGUAUUUUUUUAAUUUCUUAGACUUAAAAAUGCAC
Molecule: messenger RNA, 1009 nt
Organism: Oldenlandia corymbosa var. corymbosa
Lineage: Eukaryota; Viridiplantae; Streptophyta; Magnoliopsida; Gentianales; Rubiaceae
Source: the annotation of a GenBank genome assembly